UCUUCACAAUUGGGAUAUUUUUCAAUAUUGAUAACUAUCGCAUUGGCGAUAACAUUGAAUUGCUCGCUAGCUCAAUGAUUCAUGGUCCCUGUUGCACAUUGUUCGAUGUAAGCACAUAUGUACUUACAAAUAUAAAGUAAACAAUUUACUUAGAAAAAUUGAUUAGGAAAUGGAGGAAAAUGAGAGCAUCGGGCCAAUCGACGUUGCAAAUGAAAUUAUUUUUAGAGGAUGAUGACGCGACAUAUCAGCAUAAAUUGGUUUUGCUACAGACUGAAAUGGGCAAAAUGCAAAAUGAAUUUAAUACGCAGCGAGCUAAAAUGAAAGAGCUUUAUUUGCAAAAGGAGGGUGAGCGGAAAAAGCUUCAGGACGAGUUAAACGAACUGAAAAGUCACCUAAUGGUGGCAGACCUUAAAUCAGAGAAUGACAUGCAAUUAAAGGACAUAAAAGCUCAAGAGGAAAUAUCGUCAUUGCAACAGCUGGUGCAGGACACAAUUGAGGAAUCUGCGAUAUAUAAAGCCGAGUUGGAGCACAUCAGACAUGAACACCUAUGCCAACAACAACUACAUUCUCAGAAAAUGCAAAUUAAUACGACGCAAACGGCUGAAUCAUCAGGAGGCUUGGCACCACAUGUUUUAAAUCAGGUUAAAAAGACUUUGGGAUCUGUUCGAAAACUCGGUAGCGAUUCCUUAACCAACAGCUUUCAACAAGAAAGUAUCAAUUGUCAUCUGCGAAAUGCUGGCAAUUGUAAUACAAAACCAUUUACCAGCGAGGACCCUGAAUUGAUGCAAUCUAUAAUGGACCAACUGCAGGAAGAAAUGAAAGCCUUAAAGGAAAAAUUGCGCAUAGCAGACGAGCAACUUCGGGCAAAAUGUGAUACUGUUUAUCAAAUGAAAAAUUAUGGGGAGAGCUCAGCCGAUACUGCUCUAACAUCGUCAGAUCAGUUAGAGUCAAAAUGUAUUACCUGCAGCACAGCUAACCACCGCAUUGAUAAACAGAGUGCACAAAUAACUCAGCAACAGAGUCAGAUAUAUGCCUUGAACAAACAACUUAGUGAGUCACGUGAACAGUUGAGCAAGGAGGCGGCCCUGCGUAGUGAGCUAGAAAGUCAAUGGCAAGAAAAGAGAGAGGCUCACAAGAUUGAUGUACAAGGCUUGCGUGAGCAAGUAAAAAAUAACGAGAAACAGCUCUUAGAUAUGCAGCAAAAAUUUCUUGAGGCUAAAGAUGAACUCAUGCGACAAUUGCAACGCCUCACAGACGACCGCGAAAAACUCAACCAACAGCUGGAGACGCUACAGGCAGACAAUGACUUUCUAUCUGGCCGAUUUCUGGCCACAUCUGAAGAUAUUGAUAACCAAUACAUAAAUCUACCCAACACUGUUGUAGAAUUACAGGAGUUAAUGUUACGGCAGCAGAGCGAGCUAAUACAGGCGCGUGUUAGCAGCGAAUAUGAGAAACAAAAGUGUGUUAGUUCAUUAGAUGAAAUUCAAAUACUCCGCACACAGCUCGAUGAGAGCAACAGUGAGCGACGUGCUUACAAACGUAAGGUACAAAUAGACAUUAAGAAUUUACAAGACCGCGUAACUGAGCACCUGUUAGCUGUACAAUUGCACGAGACGUCAAAAACACAGUUGGAGCGCAAAGAGGCAGAACUAAAUAAACAGUUAUCCGAGUGCCGCGUUGAAAUAAUUGAAUUACAGGACGCUAACGAAAAAUUUACCAAAUCGAAUUCAGAGUACAAGUCCAAAAUAAAGACAUUACAAGAGGAAUUGUCGACAAUGGAAACGGUGCAAAAGGAUUUUGUAAAAUUAUCUCAAACUCUUCAGAUGUCCUUGGAAGAGUUGCGGCACGCUGACUCCGAGGUACGUUGGCAGGACGACGAUGAUGUUAACAACUGUCCUACUUGCAAUGCUUAUUUUACGGUGAUGGUGCGUAAAAUUCACUGCCGCCAUUGCGGUCAUAUUUAUUGCGAUAAAUGUCUGAACAAAACAGUGCCAUCGGGACCGCGGAAACGAAUUGCCCGAGUUUGCGAUAUAUGUCAUACAUUGCUUACACCAAACACAGCUCCCUAUUUUAGUCACGAGUCGCAGCAAUCAAAUUAAUCGGAGCUGUUCAUAAAUUAUCUAAUGCUUAGUCUUAGGAUUUUGAAGAGUAAUAAAGAUAUAAAGAAUAGGGACAAAUAUGUAAUUUUCAAAUAUUUGAAAUUUAUGCCUAUUUAGAUGAACCGUUAAUGUGUCUAAAGUAGAUAAAUUGAUUAUGCACUGUUACCUGCAUAAUAUUUGAGCAAACCAUUUUAGGAUAUAGAGCUUGUGACAGGAAUAAAACAUACUUAUAGCUUCAGGCUUCUGAUGCACUAUUAAUUCAUUGAGUCUGAGACACCACUGCACACCGGAAAGUCGAGACACGAUGCUAUGUCUCCUCUUCUGAUAUGGUGGCGAGCUGGUGAAUAGUUGGUGGUAGUCAGGAAUUUGAUGUUCGCUGAGGAAAUAUAUAAAUCUAACACCCCAUAGCUAAUAUCUCGAGUUCUAGUACCCUCCAAUGAGAAGACGAUAGGAUAGUCGGAACAGGAAGCUAAUAUAUUGCACGUAUGUCGAUAUCUCGAUAUAGUAAUCCGCUCUUUAACUAUUGAUAUCUGGUACUGAGAUGUAGAUUUCUUUCCUUGCAGGGGUAUAAAUAUUUUGACGAAACUAAAGUUGAAGGUAAAUCACCAAUUGAGCAUUUUGUUAUUGACAUAUUGGUAUCAAUGGUAGCAGUUGGCGUUUAUUUUGGAUACGCAUAUUCGCCUUUGCCCAUGUCUUGUGGAUAUGCGUAUAUAGCAAUGGCUUGUGAGUGCCAAGGGUGUCUGCAAACAUCCUAAGAACAAGGCCAAUGGAAAAUGUGCGCGAACACAAAAAGCGAUCGGCAGGCAUAAGCAUAAGCGAGAAAAAAUCUCCCUUGCUCUCUCGCUCUGUCUGCACUAGCAGCAUGUUAGUAACAUGGUAAUUUUUAGGGUAGGUGCACUCAUGCCGUUCUCUGGCCCCAGGCAACAUCAGCAUAUGAGAUGCCAUUUGAAUUUGCUACACCACAUAAAAAGUGAUUUAAUAACCGAUUGAUUGGAGUUGUUGUCAUCCUAUUGGGAUAAGCGCCUUCAGAUUUGGGAUUGUUUAUCACUAUAAACACUUCAUCUUUACUACAGAUUAAUGGUGGCUGCAGUUUGUUGCUGACUUGUUAGCUACGUUAACAUCAUCGACGUUUGCACGUCGAUUACGCUGAUUGUAUAACAGUUUAUUGCACGCUAUUGUUUUUUUUUAAUUGUAGAUAUUGUAGAUUUGUGGUAUCAACCGUUCUUCUAUCUUUGUAGUUGCAUACGGGUGUU
Molecule: messenger RNA, 3352 nt
Organism: Drosophila busckii
Lineage: Eukaryota; Metazoa; Arthropoda; Insecta; Diptera; Drosophilidae
Gene: Rbpn-5
Product: rab GTPase-binding effector protein 1
Exons: 6
Coding region: 180-2099 (639 amino acids)
Biological process (GO): endocytosis
Cellular component (GO): intracellular membrane-bounded organelle
Molecular function (GO): GTPase activator activity; metal ion binding
Source: RefSeq, a predicted model, not a curated record